AUGGAGAAAUCGGUCAGUAAAAGCAGUAGUAGCAAGCUGAAGCAGCGCUUCGCACGGAUGCUGCUCGCCUCCUCCUGCUCCACCGCCGCCAACGUCGCCGCCGCGACCAAGCCUCCGGCGACGCGUCUGCCGGAGACGGUCAACCACGGGUGGAAUGACCGUUGCAAGCUCGACCAGCACUACUGGUCAUUUCCCGCCGACAUCCGGCAGCGCCGCUACGUCGCUCCGGUCGUGCAUGUCUCCAUCAACUGCCGCGAUCGUCGGUCGGUCGAAGCUUCCGAGCCGUUGCUCCCCUCGAUCGGCAAGGAGGAUAGAAAGUGGAAGCCGGGGGCAACUAAAAGAGAGAGGCGCAAGGUACCUUUUGGUCAGAGAAAGAAGAGCAGUAGCUUCCCCUACUCUUCUUCCUCGGACUCAUUAAACGAGGAUGAGCUCGAUCUCUUCAGCAGCGAGGAAGAGAAGGACGAGGAGGAAUCGAGAACUACACUGUUCUCGUCCAAGAGCUUCUCCUCCGACUCCUCCGAAUUCUACCACCACAGCAAGAGGAAGAACAAGAGCACUAGUAGCAAGAGCAUGAAGUCCACACGACGUCCGCCGCGAAGGCACGCGGCGCAUUCGACGACGACGGAACUCCGGCCAUUGGUCUCCAUCUCGCCGGCCAAGGCCAACGCGGGAGGAUUCCCGGUGGUGAAGCGGUCCACCGACCCUUACGGCGACUUCAGGAGCUCCAUGGUGGAGAUGAUCGUGGAACGCGGCAUGAGCAGGGCCCAAGACCUGGAGCAGCUCCUCCACUCGUACCUCAAGCUGAACUCCAGCCGACACCAUCAGGUCAUCCUCGAAGCAUUUGAGGACAUUUGUGAAGCAAUGUUUGGCAAAUAG
This is a messenger RNA of Zingiber officinale, 876 nucleotides long. Its product is annotated as transcription repressor OFP7-like. The coding region runs from base 1 to 876 and encodes 291 amino acids. Gene Ontology annotation, biological process: negative regulation of DNA-templated transcription. The record is from RefSeq and is a predicted model, not a curated record. The transcript has a single exon. NCBI's taxonomy places the organism in Eukaryota, Viridiplantae, Streptophyta, Magnoliopsida, Zingiberales, Zingiberaceae.